AUGGCUGCUUCUCUAAGCCUACAGGACGCUGCUUUCCGGGACAGGGUUGCAUCUGACCUUGCAAAGCGCUCGCGUCAGCAAAGAAAGUAUCACACAAAACGUGGUGCACAGAGAGCUGGACGGCCGCAAGGCAGCAAAGCAAAGCAGGACACACGGGUCAAAGUUGACAAAAGCGGAAUAUGGGAGUAG
Suillus subaureus is the source of this 189-nucleotide messenger RNA. RefSeq lists its product as uncharacterized. Lineage: Eukaryota; Fungi; Basidiomycota; Agaricomycetes; Boletales; Suillaceae. The transcript has a single exon. The coding region runs from base 1 to 189 and encodes 62 amino acids. The record is from RefSeq and is a predicted model, not a curated record.